Messenger RNA from Rotaria sp. Silwood1, 3069 nucleotides. Lineage: Eukaryota; Metazoa; Rotifera; Eurotatoria; Philodinida; Philodinidae. The record is from the annotation of a GenBank genome assembly.
AUGUCGAAUCUUCGAAGUACCGGACAUUUACCAUUAAAAACACCCAUGACUAAUAAAUGGAAAUCUCAAGCACCAAGUAGUGAUAUACUUGAAAGACAAACAAGAGCACUAGAAGAAAGUUUAAAUAAAUUAAAAUUAGCUAUGCAUCCUGAUAAAACAAAAUCCACUACUGAAGCAAAUGUUUCUAUUUGGGAUAAAGGUAAAACAGGACCAUUAUCACAAUAUGCAAGUCAUGUUUUACGUGAUGAACCAAAACGAGUAUUCGAUGCUAAUAAACCAACAAGAAUUCGAGUUUUAGGCGAUGAACCACCAGCUACAGUUGUUCGACCAUCUCUUGUAGCUAAUUUAUUUACUGUUAAACCAACAGCGGCAACAACAACAACAAAUAAGUUUAUUAAAUGUGGUCAAUGUGAAAAAGAUGAAGCUAAAAUGAAAUGUCUUGAAUGUGCAGAAUCAUAUUGUGCUGCAUGUUUUGCACAUUUUCAUUUACGUGGUGCUUUACAACGUCAUCGUUGUGUAUCAUUAAAUGAAAGUCGACCAGCAACACCUCAAAAGAAAAAACCACCUAUUGGUGCCGAUGUUAUUUUUAAAGAAUUACGUUUUGCACAAUCAAAAGAUGAUUUUUUUCAAAAAUCUGGAACAACAACAGAUAAUUUUGAUUAUAAUGAUGAUGAUAUUCAAUCGGAAGAAGGUGAAGGUGGACAAUUACUUAAUGGUAAUUAUGAUGAAAAAAUUAGUGCUGCAUCAUUUCAACAAGCUCUUAAACAAUGGAGACAAAGUGGUGAUAAGAAAAAAUCUAAUAAAAAAAAUAAUCGAUUAAAAAAAUCUAAAUCAACACAUGAAGUAGCUGUUGAUACGGUAUAUGAUACAGAUUCAAAAUUAAAUCAAAUACUAAUGCCAAAUAUUGAAUUUCAUUCAUCUAAAUUAACUUAUGCAGAAAAACUUUUAGUAAAAAAAUAUCGACGUUCAAAUAAAAAUAAUCAAGAAUUUUUUAAUCAACGAAUACCAAUAACAAAUAGAACGCCAAGAGAAAAAUCGAAAAAUAUUCAAGAUAUUCAAGUCAAUCGUUCACUUCCUCAUAAUUUAAAUUUAGAAGAUACAAAUAUUGAAGUUGAACCUCUCUAUGAUGAUAUGUCAACAGUACGAGUCGACGAAAGUGCACGAACAAUUACUGCAGAAGAAACUCAUAAUAAUAAUAAUAAUGAAAAUAUUGAUAAUUUUGAUCAUGAUGAAGAAGAUGAAGAACUUAUGCGGUUAAAACAACAAGAACGAACUAAAAGUCGUACAUCAAAAAAACCAAUAUCACGUCCAAAUAGUUCUGCAAUGAGAAAAAACUCUAUAUCAUCAAGACCAAAUUCAGUAGCACUUUUUCAACAUCCUCUACCUUCAUUAUUAACAACAAAUCCAAGUGAUGAACUUAAAGCAAUUGUUGAUUCUCAAUCAAUACCAUCACGACCAUCAUCAGCUGCUUUAAAAAAACCAUCAAAAAUUGAUUGUCGACUUCCAACAAUGUGGAAUCGAAAUUGGAAACCUGAACAAAGUAUUUCAGAUGGUAUUGAAGUGAAAUUAAUUAAAAUCGAUCAACAUUCUAUUAAUCAAUUUGAUUCAGCACUUAAUGAUUUACUUGAUGAAACAAAAAUUGAAUUAGCUAGUAGAUCAAAUAGUUCAAUUGAAACAAAACGUCCACCAACAGCAACUAUAAUUCCAAUAAGUGCUCGUUCAGAAAAAGAUAAAUCUGUUAAUACACCAACACAAACACCAACAUUAACACCAACACCGACACCUCGUCGAAAUUCUCCAUUUCAUUUUACAAAUUUAUCUCGUAAAAUAGAUUCAUCAUCUUCACUAGAUACAGGUGAAGGUGGAUUUUUUACUGAUGUUACUCCACGAAAAGUUUCUAAACCACCUACUCCACCUCCUGUUGUUCCACAAUCACCAUCCAAUGAAUGGAAACAAUUAUUAAAAAAUCGAUCUGCUCGUUCAUCAAUAGAACAACGUCCUGUAAUACCUAAUUUAAUGUCAUUACGUAAAGCAUCUAUUGGAAGUUUAACACGUGCACCACCAAAACGUUCAAUAACUAUUGAUGAAGCUCAUCAUCAAAUGGAUGAUCAAAGUCGACCACCAUCAUCUCUAUCAUCAGCUUCACUUCCUGUUUCAAUAACAUCAUCAAAACCUGAUUUUAUUACACGACCAUCAAUUGAACGACAUCCAAAAGUUAUUCCACAACCUCAACCUCCACCUCCACCACCAACAACAACAACAAAAAAAUUUCGUGUCGAAUAUCCAAAGAAAACUUCUGCAACAACUGUUGUACCAAUGGUAAUUGAAGGUAAAAAAGUGAGAUCAGCAAAAAAUUCAGCACGUGAUAAUGAUGAAUAUUUACAACAAUCAAUGAAUUCAACAAAAAAUAAAAUAACAUCAAGUAGUGUACAAAAAUCUCAAAGUUUAUUAAAAACAAGUUCAACGAGUUCAAUGACAACAAUUACUCGUGAUGAUAAUGUUUUAAAAGAUGAAAGUAUGACAAUAACAGAUUUACCUUUAAAUAAAAGUAUGAAUCGUCGAUCAACAAAUAUCGAUCGAGAACCAACAAGAUCAAGAAAAAUCGAAUUUUCAGUUAGAGAUGGAGUCAAAUGGAAUCAAACAUCAUCUGAAUCCACAUCUCAUAAAGUAGUUUCAUCUUCUGGACCUCGUCGAUCUUCAAAAUUCAAUACUCCUCGACCAUCAACACCAUCAAAUCCAACAAAUUCAAAAGUUGCUCAACAAUUUAGUACAUAUGAUAAUGAUGAUGGACGAUCAUCACGUGCAUGUCAAGAUGUUGAAGAUGAAGAAUGUUUUAAUCAACUUCGUGAAGAACUUUGUUCAGAAUUGGGUAUGGCAAGUCCAGGUUGGGAUGCAAGUUUAAGUGAACAUGUAUUGAAAAAUCUUCGUGGUACUGAAAUACCAUUUAGUGAAAAAGAUUUGCAAGAUAAUUUAACAAUGCUUGAAAUAAAAUUACGUGAAACUGAAUCAAUUCAACGAUCACAAACAGAUGAUGAUUUAUCAGUACAUGAAGAAAUUCGAAAUUUAUAA